Messenger RNA from Acanthopagrus latus (yellowfin seabream), 2006 nucleotides. RefSeq names its product carboxypeptidase vitellogenic like (gene cpvl). Gene Ontology annotation, biological process: proteolysis. Gene Ontology annotation, molecular function: serine-type carboxypeptidase activity. The record is from RefSeq and is a predicted model, not a curated record. Lineage: Eukaryota; Metazoa; Chordata; Actinopteri; Spariformes; Sparidae. The coding region runs from base 148 to 1584 and encodes 478 amino acids. The transcript is spliced from 13 exons.
GUGACCCAAGCAGAGCCGGUCAUGUGACUCAGCAGUGCUGCAACCUCGCACUUCUCAAUCUCGGUCAGUCCACAGCUGACCACCUGGAGCACGUCUCUCUGACCGGAGGCUCGAAAUCACCGUGUUGUCACCGGGACGACACUAAACAUGAGGCUGUGGAGGGACACCCUGGCUCUCCUGCUGCUCUGGGCCUGUCUGGACUCGGCCCACUCGCGGGGCUGCUCGUCGUUCUUCUGCCGGAAGCCUCACCGCGUCAGCGGCCCGAAUGGAGUGGACCCCGGCUCCCCUCUCUUCCUCACUCCUUACCUGGAGAAGGGCGCCAUAGAUGAAGCCAGGAAGCUGAGUCUGGUGGGAGAGCUGCCAGGGGCCAACGUCAAGAGUUACGCAGGCUACCUCACCGUCAACAAGAAGUACAACAGCAACCUCUUCUUCUGGUUCUUCCCUGCACUCAUGCCGAGCCGAGCUAAGGCCCCGGUGAUGCUCUGGCUGCAAGGAGGACCCGGCGGCACCUCCAUGUUCGGUCUGUUUGUGGAACACGGACCAUAUGUGGUGUACAAGAACUUGACUGUUGGCAUGAGGGAUUACGCCUGGACAUCAAGAUACUCCGUUUUGUACAUUGACAAUCCGGUUGGAACAGGUUUCAGCUUCACGGAGGAUGAGAGGGGUUUCGCUCAGGACCAGGAUGAUGUUGGCAGAGAUCUGUACAGUGCCUUGAUUCAGUUCUUCCAGAUCUUUCCUGAGUAUCAGUCUAAUGACUUCUAUGCAACUGGGGAGUCUUAUGCAGGGAAGUACGUUCCUGCCAUCUCUUACUACAUCCAUAAAAACAACCCCAACGCCAAAGUGAAGAUUAACCUCGCAGGAAUGGCUAUCGGUGAUGGGCUCUGUGAUCCAGAAAUGAUGCUGGGCGGUUACGGUGAGUUCAUGUACCAGACAGGCAUGAUCGAUGAGCUCCAAAGAGAGUAUGUCGUCCAGCAGACAGACCUUGGAGUUAAACUCAUCCACCAGGAGAAGUGGGUGGAGGCUUUUCAGGUUUUUGAUAGCUUGCUGAAUGGUGAUGUGGAACCAUAUCCCUCCUUCUUCCAAAACGCUACAGGCUGCACCAACUACUUCAACUACAUGAUGUGUCAGGAGCCUGAAGACCAGGAGUACUUCAGCCAGUUUGUGACCCUGCCGUCGGUGCGACGCGCCAUCCAUGUGGGGAACUUAACAUUCCACAGCGGCGCUGAGGUGGAGAAGCACCUUGUCCAGGAUGUCAUGAAGAGCAUCAAGCCGUGGCUGGGGGUGCUGAUGGACAGCUACAGGGUCUUAAUCUACAGCGGCCAGCUGGAUGUAAUCGUAGCUGCCCCGCUGACCGAGAGGUUCCUGCCGACUGUCAACUGGACCGGCGCGGCUGAGUACAAAAAAGCCCCUCGCUUCCACUGGAAGGUUCAGCCCGGCGACACGGAGGUGGCAGGUUACGUCAGACAAGUGGGAGACUUUUGCCAGGUCAUCAUCCGAGGAGGGGGACACAUUUUGCCUUACGACCAACCAGCGCGGUCCUUUGACAUGAUUGACAGAUUCCUCUCAACGCGGGGCUGGAUAUGAAAUGUUUUGCCGCCUAUCAAAGCACGUCCACAUUGAUUGACAGACUGUUGAUUUGAAAGACUGUUAACCAUCUCAGCCAAUGUAAAUCAGCACAUGUUAGGAGUUGAACACAUUUUUGCAGCUGAUUUAUUUUUGUUUUUUCAAGCCUUUUUAGCAGGUUUGUGCUGUUCUCUGAUGCACUGCAAACGAAAACAGGUUCUCUUAACCUGGAUCCAGACCUCUUUUAAGCAACUCAAGAUUGUAAAAAUUAAGUGGAAACGAAAUGGCAUGUAGCCCGAGGUAUGUGGAAAUCAUUUCAUGGUUAUUUCUGUUGGGUCUGAGGGGAAAUGUGUGUUGUAUUGAAUCAGCUUAAAGAUGAAAUGUAAAGAAAGGACCUUGAAACCAGAGGAAAGAGUCAGGAAAUAAAAUGUUGUUUUUCUAAA